AUGGAAGUACGCAAUAAACAUGACAAUGUGUACAUGUCAGGUACUAACCUGGAGAGCUCUUUCGGAAAGCCAGGACCAAUUGCGAAUGUUAAGUUUGAAAUGUCAUAUGUUAUGCCGAUGGAACCUCACACACGAGGACAGGCUGAUGAGCUGGCAGUUCCCAAGAGGUUAAUGCCCUACCGCCAGUCACGUUCUACAGUAAUCCGAAGUACGAAGCAACAGAGUUUUAUUAGAGUUGAUUCCGGCUUGUAUGAUGUUACUAUCGAGGUGGAAAGGCUCUGUCAACCACAACCUGUUCCAUAUAUUUCUCCAAAAAGCAAGUUAACUGCUAAAUCAAUUGUUGGCCACCCACUUACUGUUGACGUGCUAGAAGGUGGUGCGUUCAUUGAAAGGAGGCCACGUGGAAGGCCGCGCACAAAGAAUGUCAGUCCGCCGCAGCUGAUCCCACAAGUGAAAUCACGAAAAUGGAAGAAGCUCAAUGGUUCAUCGAGAAAGACCAGGAAGUUGUCUUCACUUAAUUGUUCACCAGAACCACAGGAGAAACAGGAGAAACUGGUGGUCAACAUGCUCGCCAAACCAGUCUUAGCAUGCGUCCCACUGAAGGUGGUGUUCAGCAGACUGAAUGCAGCAUUAAAUAACUCAAUCUGA
This is a messenger RNA of Fraxinus pennsylvanica, 648 nucleotides long. The record is from the annotation of a GenBank genome assembly. Lineage: Eukaryota; Viridiplantae; Streptophyta; Magnoliopsida; Lamiales; Oleaceae.